This is a messenger RNA of Vidua chalybeata, 768 nucleotides long. RefSeq names its product signal recognition particle 19 (gene SRP19). Bases 40 to 477 code for a protein of 145 amino acids. The record is from RefSeq and is a predicted model, not a curated record. Lineage: Eukaryota; Metazoa; Chordata; Aves; Passeriformes; Viduidae. Gene Ontology annotation, biological process: SRP-dependent cotranslational protein targeting to membrane, signal sequence recognition; SRP-dependent cotranslational protein targeting to membrane. Gene Ontology annotation, cellular component: signal recognition particle, endoplasmic reticulum targeting. Gene Ontology annotation, molecular function: 7S RNA binding. The transcript is spliced from 5 exons.
CGCCGUGGCGCGGGGCGGGGCGGGGGAUGUACUGCUGUCAUGGCCGCCGCCGCCGGCGCAGCGUCCCCGGCCGACAAGGAGAGAUUCAUCUGCAUUUAUCCAGCUUAUUUGAAUAACAAGAAGACAAUAGCAGAAGGAAGAAGGAUACCUAUAGACAAGGCUGUUGAAAAUCCCACAUCUACAGAAAUCCAAGAUGUAUGUGCAGCAGUAGGAUUCAAUGUGUUACUAGAGAAAAACAAGAUGUAUCCCAGAGAGUGGAACAGAGAUGUGCAGUACAGAGGUAGAGUACGAAUACAGCUCAAACAAGAUGAUGGCAACCCAUGUUUACCUCAGUUUCCAACACGUAAAUCAGUGAUGCUGUAUGCUGCAGAAACCAUUCCCAAACUCAAAACAAGAACUCAGAAGAUGGGAGGUAGUGAUCAAAGCGUUCAGCAAGGAGAGGGAGGCAAGAAAGGUAAAGGGAAGAAAAAGAAAUAAAUUGACGUCUGGAGUCGGUGUUGCAUCACAUAGUUGUACUUAGGGCAAGUACAGAUGGACACCAUGCAGUGACUUUGGAGUGAAGAUACGAGCAAGAAAUGAAGAGGUGAAGCUGAGUAGAACUGCCUGCUUUUCUUGGAACUGGAAUGCAUGUAACUGCCUUGCAUCUGUGUAACAAUAAAUCUCUUAUGUCUGACCUUAGCACCCACAUUAAAAGUGGAAGAACAUAGAAGAAGGUUGGGUGAGACAAUUAUUUUUUUCCAAAAUAAAUAUGCACCAUUUUGAAAUCUG